UGACCUCACGGGCGUGGCUCUCAGUGGAAGUCUCCCCUGCAGCAUCAGUCGUCUUACUGCUCUCGAAUACCUGUACAUUGGGAUGCCUCAGUUCCAUGUCUCUACUGAUCCAUUCCUUAGCCAUGACCCAACAGACAUUCUCUCGGCUCAGUCAUCCAUGAGACCCCCUGUGAUGCAAGGCUCCAUGGACGACCUCUCGUGUCUCGCUCCACUCACUCGCCUACAGGACCUGUACGCUUCGCUUCAUCCCAACCCACCUUCGCCUUCCCUCUCACUCAUCCCUGCCUUCGUUCCCUUCUUUCUCGACCAAGCGGCUUCCUGA
Closterium sp. NIES-65 is the source of this 322-nucleotide messenger RNA. NCBI's taxonomy places the organism in Eukaryota, Viridiplantae, Streptophyta, Zygnematophyceae, Desmidiales, Closteriaceae. The record is from the annotation of a GenBank genome assembly.